Molecule: messenger RNA, 2768 nt
Organism: Etheostoma cragini (Arkansas darter)
Lineage: Eukaryota; Metazoa; Chordata; Actinopteri; Perciformes; Percidae
Gene: rtn2b
Product: reticulon 2b
Exons: 7
Coding region: 29-775 (248 amino acids)
Source: RefSeq, a predicted model, not a curated record
CAGGAUAAAAUUAGGCCAGCCAGGCCUUAUGUUGCUGACUGAGCUGGGGUGGCCAAAAAAAGCCUGGAGUUUGAGCCAACAGUGGAAGCACAAAGAAGAGAGGAAAGCAAGCAGGAUCAUCGCUGAAAUGGCCACCAAACUUGUGGAUCUGGUGUAUUGGCGGAAAAUGAGGAGGACCGGUGUGGUGUUCACGGGGCUGGUGAUCAGUCUGGCCAGUCUGUUCCAGCUCAGUGCCAUCACCGUGCUGUCCCACAUCGGUCUGGGUGUCAUGAGUGUCACCUUCAUCCUCCGGCUUUACUACAAACUGCUGGAGCUGCUGCGCUGGAACCCCGGGGUCCACCCCUUUCAGUCGUAUCUGGAUAACGACAGCUCAUUGACAGAUAAGGAGACGGUCAUGCUGGUGGAGGAGGUGGUGCUUCUGAUAGCUUUUGCCUUCACAGAGAUCAAACGCCUGCUUUUCAUCGAGAGCAUGAUCGACUCUAUCAAGUUUGUUGUGCUCCUGUAUCUGCUGACCUAUGUUGGUGUUGUAACCAGCGGACUGACUCUGCUAAUAGCUGCUGUCAUCGCUGUUUUCUCCCUUCCUCUGUUGUACAAAAAGCAGCAGAUGCGGAUGAGGAGGAUGGUUAGAGCGGUCAAAGCUUUUGUAAAGAGAAUCAAAAACCUGUGCCUCAGUCUGUAUGAUUCAGUGAGACCCUCUCCUGUCCCUACACCCGGCCCAAAACCUGCACCCACAGCUGCAAUUGCCGCCACCAAACAGAAAGCCAAGUCAAAGUAGCUUGUGGGUUGCGUGUUGAAAGCACCGAGGAUCAGGAAUUUGGAAAAUGUUGGAAUGGUACAUCCUCUGUGGGGCUGCUUUGAGGGGCAGUUAAUUUCCAUUUCUCCUCCAUAAUGCUUGUUUAUGGGAGAUUUAUUGAUCCUGACAGCUGAAACAAAGCUGCCAUUCACCCACGGAGAAAGAGUGAAAGUGUAUGAGAAUUUUAUUUAUUGAGUUGCUUUUUGUGGGCGGCGAUUAAUAUAACCACUUCACACAGUCAUCUACUCCAAACAGGGACAGAAUACCACUGUGUCUUUUUUCUAUAAUAACAGGUCUAUUUUUAGCUCACAACCAGUGAGCACCAUGUUCCUGUUGAGCCACAGAAUUAUUCAUAACAAAGCAGUGAAGCAUUAUUAUUGCAUUCAUUUUGUAGCAUCAUGUACUGUUAGCCGGAUGGAAUAAAUCUGACAUGAACAUCCCCUGCCAUAAAUUAACGUUAAGGGCUUUGCACUUGCAAUGUUGCUGUCUUAGCAAAAUCUUUUUUAACAGCAACACCUUACAAUUUUUGAGAGACUUACAUGAGAAGCAAUGAGACCAUUGUCCUCGGCUUGUUGUGCUUAUUGCAUUUAAUCAGGCGCAAACACUGACUUACUGUUGUUGCAGUAGUUUGGUGAUUAAAGGUACAAAGUGCAUCAACAAAAUAACUCUUAACAAGUGAGAGUCUCUCCAGGAGUUACUCCAACUGUCCUCGGGUAACUCCAACUAAAAUUGGAUUAACAGAAAAAGACACCACUUACGGGCAUAAUCCAGCAGCAGCAUUUUUAAUUUUGCAAAUAAGGCAACGUUAUUGCUGCUCUUACGUUUAAACUGCUGGUUUAAACUUUCAAUUCUGUUGGCUACUGGGGCAACCAGCUGUGCUGUGCUUACCACUGACUCCCUAUUAACAGAAUAGGUGAGUAAGCACAAACUACAAGCACAGUCAAAUGUUUAAAGCUGCAUUCAUUAAUUUUUUGUGUCUGGUGGGAGCAGAACAAGCUGUAAACAUAACAGUUUUUACAUAACCAGACAGAGAACCAACAAGUCCUCCAACCCAUAUGACCACAUACAGUAGGUUGUUUGUUCCUACCCUCUAACCCUACCCUAUGUUUUCACACCAACCUAAUCAUAACCCUAAAUUAAAUUAAUUAAUAAAACAUCCUAAACUUAAACACAAUGGUUAUGGUUUUAAACAAGUUGUUAACCUUGUCAAGCGUUGCUGUUUAAUUAGACUUGGUUAGGUUUAGGAAAGGAUUAUGGUUUGGGUUAACAUAAAUAUGUUUGUGACAUAUUUUCAGUAAAGUAGAUAACUUACAUAGGCUACGUAACUUAACUUAUCCAUGUAACUUCACUCAUGUACGGAAUGUAACAUAACUUACGUUGACUUUUGGUUUCAUACGGGAAAGAAACAGCGGUCCCCCGGUUAAAGGUUCUGUGUUACUUUGGCCAACCCGUCCAUCCACCCUGACCUCCUCCCUAUGUGGACUUGCUUUGUACUAUCCCCUGCCUUCAUCCUUUGCCCCCGUCAUAAUUACUAUGACCGCUAAAGGUCACUGACACAAAAAAAUUGUCGUAGCAACCUGCUUGUACAAACAAUCUAUGGGGUUGUUUUUUGGGUGGAGGAGACAGAACACAGAACAAUGUUAGCAUUAAUUUGGAGAUGUUUUGUUUUGGUGUUGAGCAUGUAGUGUAAGGUGGGUUUUUUCAAAACUAAAAACAGAUGCUUGCUGUGUCUGGAAAUAGUUGACCAAAUCACUUGAGUUGUGGGCAGGAAAACCUAAAAGAUGAGCUAACCAAGAUGCUAAAAGGCCAUAACUAAUGAUCAUGAUGACACAACCUGCACCCUGUUGCAGCUGCAUAAAUCUGUGUGAACCCGUUGCACCAUAACCGGCCUUUAGAGGACAUUUCAGUAGAUAAAACUACAAUCUACAGAUUUAAUAACGUUGGUUAAAUAGUUUUUGCCAUUAUCAGACAAUAG